GUAGGCGGCAGAGGUGAGGUGUAGAACUCGUUUUUGCAUGUCUCUCGCCUCUAGACGCACCCUUCCCUCAUCCCAUGCCCUCCCACCUCCGCCCCUACAUUAAAGGUAGCAUUGGAUCCCGGGGCCGUUCAGUGAAGCUAGCAGGUGUCCGCAGGAACUCCCUUCCCCCUGCCAGGCUAGAAACCUUACAAGGCUGUCUAGAAAUAGCAGUGAUUUGUAAGGAGAGACCUGGCUCCAGCUUGGUGACUCUGGGCUGACUGCCUGCCUAGAGGUCCUCUCGGAUUUUUGCCCUUUGGAGUGGUGUCAAAACUAGACGUGAUACUUUGGGGAUGCAGCCUGUGAUAUUUCCUCCAGCGAAUGCAGUGCAGGGUUGGAUUAACAAGGUGGAAAGAAUUCGAGGGUUCCACCAAGUAGCUAUUAACUCUAGGGCUGCAGGCCUCAGGCCUUCUGCAGCUAUUUCUACACUCCCUGUACUGAAACUAUUUCUUCAUACUGGGCCUGACAGGCCUUUGCAACAAGGAUCACGGCAGAAGCCACACCGUGCGCCUCCCUCCCGGUUGGUUAACAGGCCCUGGUUUCUAGUAUUGCGAUUUAAAGUCUGGCGCUGGCUGCACGCCAGACCUGGGAGGCUGCCAGCUAGGCUUCACGUUGCUGGCGUCUGCUUCGGGGCAUUCAUUAGGUCUGAAGUCUGAAUCCCAGCUCCCUCCCUCUCACCCACUGAGCUGCAUAGCUCCAGAUUGCCUCUGCUUACGGGCGGGGCUUCUCAGCCUUCUGCCUUCUGGCCCGAUGCCCGCUUCCCAACGGCCGGAGGCCGCUAGACUAAUCGGCUUCGCCCUGCGCGCUGUAAUGCGCAUGCGCACGCGCACAAGUUCCUGGGCCCGCCCAUCUUCCGUACUUGGGCGGGGCGUAAAAGCCGGGCGUUCGGAGGACCCAGCAAUUAGUCUGAUUUCCGCCCACCUUUCCGAGCGGGAAGGAGAGCCACAAAGCGCGCAUGCGCGCGGAUCACCGCAGGCUCCUGUGCCUUGGGCUUGAGCUUUGUGGCAGUUAAUGGCUUUUCUGCACGUAUCUCUGGUUUUUACUUGAGAAGCCUGGCUGUGCCCUUGCUGUAGGAGCCGGAGUAGCUCAGAGUGAUCUUGUCUGAGGAAAGGCCAGCCCCACUUGGGGUUAAUAAACCGCGAUGGGUGAACCCUCAGGAGGCUAUACUUACACCCAAACGUCGAUAUUCCUUUUCCACGCUAAGAUUCCUUUUGGUUCCAAGUCCAAUAUGGCAACUCUAAAGGAUCAGCUGAUUCAUAAUCUUCUAAAAGAAGAACAGACCCCCCAGAAUAAGAUUACAGUUGUUGGGGUUGGUGCUGUUGGCAUGGCCUGUGCCAUCAGUAUCUUAAUGAAGGACUUGGCAGAUGAACUUGCUCUUGUUGAUGUCAUCGAAGACAAAUUGAAGGGAGAGAUGAUGGAUCUCCAACAUGGCAGCCUUUUCCUUAGAACACCAAAGAUUGUCUCUGGCAAAGACUAUAAUGUAACUGCAAACUCCAAGCUGGUCAUUAUCACGGCUGGGGCACGUCAGCAAGAGGGAGAAAGCCGUCUUAAUUUGGUCCAGCGUAACGUGAACAUCUUUAAAUUCAUCAUUCCUAAUGUUGUAAAAUACAGCCCGAACUGCAAGUUGCUUAUUGUUUCAAAUCCAGUGGAUAUCUUGACCUACGUGGCUUGGAAGAUAAGUGGUUUUCCCAAAAACCGUGUUAUUGGAAGUGGUUGCAAUCUGGAUUCAGCCCGAUUCCGUUACCUGAUGGGGGAAAGGCUGGGAGUUCACCCAUUAAGCUGUCAUGGGUGGGUCCUUGGGGAACAUGGAGAUUCCAGUGUGCCUGUAUGGAGUGGAAUGAAUGUUGCUGGUGUCUCUCUGAAGACUCUGCACCCAGAUUUAGGGACUGAUAAAGAUAAGGAACAGUGGAAAGAGGUUCACAAGCAGGUGGUUGAGAGUGCUUAUGAGGUGAUCAAACUCAAAGGCUACACAUCCUGGGCUAUUGGACUCUCUGUAGCAGAUUUGGCAGAGAGUAUAAUGAAGAAUCUUAGGCGGGUGCACCCAGUUUCCACCAUGAUUAAGGGUCUUUACGGAAUAAAGGAUGAUGUCUUCCUUAGUGUUCCUUGCAUUUUGGGACAGAAUGGAAUCUCAGACCUUGUGAAGGUGACUCUGACUUCUGAGGAAGAGGCCCGUUUGAAGAAGAGUGCAGAUACACUUUGGGGGAUCCAAAAGGAGCUGCAAUUUUAAAGUCUUCUGAUGUCAUAUCAUUUCACUGUCUAGGCUACAACAGGAUUCUAGGUGGAGGUUGUGCAUGUUGUCCUUUUUAUCUGAUCUGUGAUUAAAGCAGUAAUAUUUUAAGAUGGACUGGGAAAAACAUCAACUCCUGAAGUUAGAAAUAAGAAUGGUUUGUAAAAUCCACAGCUAUAUCCUGAUGCUGGAUGGUAUUAAUCUUGUGUAGUCUUCAACUGGUUAGUGUGAAAUAGUUCUGCCACCUCUGACGCACCACUGCCAAUGCUGUACGUACUGCAUUUGCCGCUUGAGCCAGGUGGAUGUUUACCGUGUGUUAUAUAACUUUCUGGCUCCUUCACUGAACAUGCCUAGUCCAACAUUUUUUCCCAAUGAGUCACAUCCUGGGAUCCAGUGUAUAAAUCCAAUAUCAUAUGUCUUGUGCAUAAUUCUUCCAAAGGAUCUUAUUUUGUGAACUAUAUCAGUAGUGUACAUUACCAUAUAACGUAAAAAGAUCUACAUACAAACAAUGCAACCAACUAUCCAAGUGUUAUACCAACUAAAACCCCCAAUAAACCUUGAACAGUGA
Molecule: messenger RNA, 2831 nt
Organism: Gorilla gorilla gorilla (western lowland gorilla)
Lineage: Eukaryota; Metazoa; Chordata; Mammalia; Primates; Hominidae
Gene: LDHA
Product: lactate dehydrogenase A
Exons: 8
Coding region: 1178-2263 (361 amino acids)
Biological process (GO): lactate metabolic process; pyruvate metabolic process
Cellular component (GO): cytoplasm
Molecular function (GO): L-lactate dehydrogenase (NAD+) activity
Source: RefSeq, a predicted model, not a curated record